Molecule: messenger RNA, 1029 nt
Organism: Aureobasidium namibiae CBS 147.97
Lineage: Eukaryota; Fungi; Ascomycota; Dothideomycetes; Dothideales; Saccotheciaceae
Product: glycoside hydrolase family 43 protein
Exons: 2
Coding region: 1-1029 (342 amino acids)
Biological process (GO): carbohydrate metabolic process
Molecular function (GO): hydrolase activity, hydrolyzing O-glycosyl compounds
Source: RefSeq, a predicted model, not a curated record
AUGUUCGGAAGUUCGGCAUAUACUUUGAUAUGGAUUCUGCUUUCGAUUUUCGGUAUCGCUAGGUGUGAAGUUUCGACAAACCAAAUAUCGCUGUCAAAGCGAGCGACAAUCGACCUCGUCAUCACAGCCAAUUUUCCGGAUCCAAGUAUCAUCAAGGUCAACGGCACAUGGUAUGCGUUCGCGACGCAUACUAGAGGUACCGAUAUCAAGAUCCAGGUCGCCCAGUCUACCAACUUUGAGGACUGGACGAUAGUAAAGAAUGCAGAUGGCUCGCAAUUUGAUGCUUUACCUGUACUUCCACCUUGGGUGCGAAUGGCCAACUAUUUGACAUGGGCUCCAGAUGUCAGCCAGUUGGACGAUGGUUCUUUCAUCAUGUACUACUCGGCGACUACUGCCGCUCGACCAGAUGGAUCAAAGCAUUGCGUCGGCGCUGCUAUAUCGCCAACAAUCCUGGGUCCAUAUACUGGGCUGGCUGACGCGCUGUUCUGUCCGUUGUCCAGAGGGGGUGCUAUCGAUGCCUCCGGCUUCAAGGACAGGGACGGGAAACGAUAUGUCGUGUACAAGGUCGAUGGCAACAGUAUAGGCAGAGGCGGCGCUUGCGGAAACACUGUCGCGCCCAUCGUCGGUACGCCACUGAUGCUUCAACCGGUGGCUGCUGAUGGCUAUACCUUCACUGACAACGCGGUCGCAAUUCUGGACAACGACGGUGCUCCAGAUCAGGGCAUUCUGGAAGCUCCAGUUCUGACACGUUCUCGAGCUGGUGUCUACUUCCUCUUCUUCAGCAGUGGCUGCUUUGCGACUUCAGGAUACACGGUCUCUUACGCAACGGCGACAAACCUAAAGGGACCCUACACUCGUGCAAGUAGUGCACUGUUCAGGACAGGAGACGGAAACGGACUGAAAGCUCCUGGCGGUAUGUCGGUGUGGGGCGACAAUAGACACAUGGUCCUUCAUGCAAACUAUGGAAAAGGCCGUGCCAUGUACACCACGUUGAUAACGUUGAAAGGCACAGAGGUCGUUACUAUGUAA